UCAAUCUCUCACUCUAAGCUGUUUUAAGUUCUUGUUACUUCUCUGCAAUAAAAGUGCUUUUUCCACUUUCUUCCUCUUUGUUAUAUAAGAUGGACUCUCUACCACUUAACUAUGCUGCUUCUUCUUUCUCUCAAGACAGCUAUGUCUCUAAGGAGGGUACUACUACUAACUGGUCUUCACCACUUAUGAGAGAAUGUUAUCUUACAAAUAGAAACUUUAAAGAAAACAACAAUAGUGAUGAUGUUGGCGAAAGUAAUGGUUCUGAUUCUGGUAACGGUGUUGAAGAAAACAGUGACCAAAUUAACCUUAAUGAAGAGCACAGCCCUAAUGAGAAUAAUAGUGGACAUUCUAAACUAUGUGCAAGAGGUCAUUGGAGACCUGCAGAAGAUUCUAAGCUCAAAGAACUUGUUGCUCUUUAUGGUCCUCAGAACUGGAACCUCAUUGCUGAGAAGCUACAAGGAAGAUCAGGUAAGAGUUGUAGGCUUAGAUGGUUCAACCAGUUAGAUCCAAGAAUAAACAGAAGAGCUUUCAGUGAAGAAGAGGAAGAAAGACUAAUGCAAGCUCAUAGGAUUUAUGGAAACAAAUGGGCUAUGAUUGCAAGGCUUUUCCCUGGAAGAACUGAUAAUGCAGUGAAGAAUCACUGGCAUGUUAUAAUGGCUAGAAAGUAUAGAGAACAAUCAAGUGCUUACAGAAGAAGGAGACUGAAUCAAUCGGUUUACAAAAGAAUAGAAGAUAACACAAGCUUUGUCUCGAGAGAUAUGGAUCCAGUUUCAUCACCCUAUUGUGCUUUUAACUUCCCAAAUGGCUAUAAUAUGACUAGUUUUCCAUAUGCAUCUUUUCAUGAUGGUGUUGAGUAUUUUAGCCCAAUGAGUUUCUACCAUAAUCAUCCCCAACAUAUGAUGUCAAUGCAACAGCAACAACUAAACAAGAAUCACAAUAAUAGUAAUAAUAUUUUCAGUUUCUCAUCAAAUUCAACCACAGCAGCAACAAGAGCACAGUUAUUGAACAGUGAAGUUUCGCUAUCGUCAGUGGCAACAGAAGAAAGAGAUCAAGUUCUGAUGAGUAAUCCCCCUCCAUCAGAUGCAAUUCCAUUUAUUGAUUUCCUUGGAGUAGGAGCCACAUGAUCAAAUGAUCAAAGUUAUAACCAAAUGAAAAAGCUGCAACGUUUUUCCAUUGAAGGUGCUGAAUAUAGAUGUGGUCCAAUAUUACAAGGAAAACAUUAGAGGUAAACAGAAGGGAUAGUUGCUUCUGUUUGGUCACUGUAUUAGUUGCGUCACUUCUGUUCAUAUCACUUAUAUCUAUUUUCAUUUUUCUCUCUUAUUCACAUG
Vicia villosa (hairy vetch) is the source of this 1328-nucleotide messenger RNA. Its product is annotated as transcription factor MYB54-like. Gene Ontology annotation, molecular function: RNA polymerase II cis-regulatory region sequence-specific DNA binding; DNA-binding transcription factor activity, RNA polymerase II-specific. Gene Ontology annotation, cellular component: nucleus. The coding region runs from base 90 to 1124 and encodes 344 amino acids. Lineage: Eukaryota; Viridiplantae; Streptophyta; Magnoliopsida; Fabales; Fabaceae. The transcript is spliced from 2 exons. Gene Ontology annotation, biological process: regulation of DNA-templated transcription. The record is from RefSeq and is a predicted model, not a curated record.